UUAUGUUCCUUUUUCCCUUUACAGAUUUCCAUAUUGUCUUUGGUUGAUGCCUUUUAGCCAAGAUGUCAGUGAAUCCUAUGGCAUAUGAAGCUCAGUUCUUUGGUUUUACCCCUCAGACGUGUAUGCUUAGGGUCUACAUUGCAUUUCAAGACUACUUGUUUGAAAUGAUGCUGGUUGUGGAAAGAGUCAUUCUGAAGAAACUAGAAGGCUUUCCUAACUCUAAGAUCAGUCCAUUCCAAAUCCGUAAGAGCACAGAGAAAUUUCUUCUCUUUAUGAAGGAGCGCUUUGAUCAUCUCUUCGGCAAAAUGGAACAAGUGCUUUUGCAGUUGGUGUUAAACAUCCCUAAAAAUGUUUUACUUCCUGAAGACAAGGUCCAGGAGCAGUACCCCUACAGUAAGGAACAGUUUCAAAUGCUGCAAGGUGAAAUUGAUCAACUACAGAAACAAUACAAAGUUGAAGUGUCUGCUAGACAGGCACUUUUAGCAGAGCUUGAAGAACAGAAAGUGGUUCAGACAGAACUUGAGAAGAUUCUCCAGUGGUUUGAUGGGCUAGAGAACAUAUGCAGAGAGCACGGGACUAGCAAUUUAAAGGAGAGCUUUGCAUUCUUGACACAAACUUCUAAGAAAUUGCAAGAUAUACUAAAAGAAGUUGAAAAGAAAAACAAAAGAUUGCCAAAAAGUAAUCUCCAUGUAGUGUAAAUAAAAUACUGAAAGGGUAACAGAGAAACAAGACAAUUUCUCAGGAUUUCUCCAGAAGCAUUUUAAGGUUUUGAGGAUUUUGUCACCUCUUCCUUGCCUUAUCAGUUUUUUACAAAGCUGAUGUGUGUAAAUAUUCUGGGAAACCAUUUUCCCCUCCUGAAUUCUAUAAAUACCGCAUAGAAACUUCUUUAAAAUAACCAUAUCCCCUAGGAAUGUUUAAAUUAAUUAUCCAAAUGGUAGCAGUGCAGAUGCAAAAUAAGUGCAUUGUCAUUACUUCAAUUCUCUGUAUUAGUACAUUUAAGCAACCUUUGAGGUUAAGGUGCUUUUAACCUAUUCUACAUUAAGGUAUUUUUUGGACGUCAAGGGUUAUCAUUAUUGGAAUAUUCCAUAUAGAAACGUAAGAAUGUGACAUAGUAAAACUUAGGGCUUGAGGAGAAAUAAAUUUAAUAAUGUUGGAGUUGGAAAUAAUUUAGACAUUGGUGAGUGAU
Molecule: messenger RNA, 1186 nt
Organism: Pelodiscus sinensis (Chinese soft-shelled turtle)
Lineage: Eukaryota; Metazoa; Chordata; Testudines; Trionychidae
Source: RefSeq, a predicted model, not a curated record